This is a messenger RNA of Gadus chalcogrammus (walleye pollock), 1086 nucleotides long. RefSeq names its product homeobox protein OTX1 B-like. Gene Ontology annotation, cellular component: nucleus. Gene Ontology annotation, molecular function: DNA-binding transcription factor activity, RNA polymerase II-specific; RNA polymerase II cis-regulatory region sequence-specific DNA binding. Gene Ontology annotation, biological process: multicellular organism development; regulation of transcription by RNA polymerase II. The record is from RefSeq and is a predicted model, not a curated record. Bases 1 to 1086 code for a protein of 361 amino acids. The transcript has 3 exons. NCBI's taxonomy places the organism in Eukaryota, Metazoa, Chordata, Actinopteri, Gadiformes, Gadidae.
AUGAUGUCAUACCUCAAACAGGCACCUUACGGCAUGAACGGCCUGGGGCUCAGCGGGGCGGCCAUGGACCUGCUGCACCCGUCCGUCGGCUAUCCCGGGAACCCGAGGAAGCAGCGGCGGGAGCGGACCACCUUCACUCGCACGCAGCUCGACAUCCUGGAGUCGCUGUUCGGGAAGACGCGCUACCCGGACAUCUUCAUGAGGGAGGAGGUGGCGCUGAAGAUCAACUUGCCCGAGUCCCGUGUACAGGUGUGGUUUAAAAACCGCAGGGCCAAGUGCCGGCAGCAGCAGCAGCAGAGCGGCAGCGCCAAGGCGCGGCCCUUGAAGAAGAAGUCCUCCCCAGCGCGGGACAGCACGGGCUCGGAGAGCAGUGGCCAGUUCACCCCUCCGGCCGUCUCCUCCUCCUCCUCCUCCUCCUCCGGCCACGCCCCCAAUGCCUCCGGCGCCACCGGCCUGGCCUCCGCCUCCGUGGCCACCCCGGUGUCGUCCAUCUGGAGCCCCGCCCCCAUCUCCCCGGCCCCGGCCCCGGCCCCGCCCGCCCUGUCCGAUGCCGCCGGCCCCCCCACCUCCUGCAUGCAGCGCUCAGGCCCAGCCCCCACCUCGGGCGGAGUUUCCGCCCCCUCCUACCCCGCGUCCUACGGCCAGAGCGGCACGGCGGCGGCGUACGGCCAGGGCUACUCCGCUGCCGCCGCCGGGCCCACCUCCUACUUCGGGGGGGUUGAGUGUGGCUCCUACCUGGCGCCAAUGCACCACCACCCCCACCAGCACCCCACCCACCACCCCGCGCACCAGCUCAGCCCCCUGGCCAGCGCCUCCAUGUCCGGCCACGCCCAUCACAUCACACACGCCUCAGGGCACCCGCACCACCACCACCCCCACCACCACCACCCGCAUCACCCGUCCCCCCACCACCCGCACCACCCGCACCACCACCAGGGCUACAGCGGGCCUGGCCUCGCCUUCAACUCCACAGACUGUCUGGACUACAAGGAGCCCGGCACGGCCGCCUGGAAGCUGAGUUUCAACAACACGGCAGACUGCCUGGACUACAAGGACCAGGCCUCCUGGCGCUUCCAGGUCUUGUGA